Messenger RNA from Guillardia theta CCMP2712, 1206 nucleotides. RefSeq lists its product as hypothetical. The annotation marks the transcript as partial. NCBI's taxonomy places the organism in Eukaryota, Cryptophyceae, Pyrenomonadales, Geminigeraceae. The record is from RefSeq and is a predicted model, not a curated record. The transcript has 2 exons.
UUUGUUGAAGCUCUGGGCCCUCCAUCCCCUGCGAAGUUUCUUUGACUUGUGGCGCUCCGAGUGGAAGGCAGGAAAGGAGAACCUGAAAGCCGGCAAGCUGAAACCAGCUGAGGAGAAGGAGACGGAAGAGGUGAAGGAACGAGCUGCUCUGUGGCGACCGAUCCAAGGCGCCUUGACGGGUGAGGAGAUUUUUGAGCUGAAGAGAGACUUUGUAGGAAACAGAGCUUGGGAUACAGAGAUGGAGAGUGCUUUGCUCGAAGAGGAUGCAGCAGCCGUCAUGUCCAAGUCGAAGAAAGUCAAGACAGAGGACAAGGAUAACGAGGACAGCUCUACACGCAUGCUGCUCAAAGAUCCCGUACCCAAAGGAUGUUACAUGGGCGUUGAAGAACUUCUGAGAAGCAGACAAGUGUGGAGCUACAACUCUCUCCUUGACUCUCUUCGCCGUCAGAUCGACUUCUUCAUCAGCGUCAAGCAGGUUCCCAGCAGGUUGGAGCUCCCUGCUGAGCCCCAGACUAGGGAGACCGAACUCCCCAAGCGCAAGACCCUCGUCUUGCAUGCUCCUCCCCCUCCUCCCUGCGACAACAGACCGGAGCUCAUGCCCUUGACCCAAAUCCGGCAGGUUCCCUAUGAUGGGCCGCAGUCGAUACCCAUCCCCGAGCUGCAGCUGCCAGAGGAAGAGGAGCUGCCAACCUUCCGCCCUCCUGUCCCACGAAAAGUCCCCAAGUUGGAACUCCUUGUCGUCUGGGUGCGGAAAGAAUGGAGCAAAUCUGUGCUGCGAUGGAAUCGGUUGACACAACUCAUCUCUCACCGAACGCACAUCCUGAAGAAGCUAAGGAAGUACGGGAAGCAGAUCCCAGUAGAGUAUCUCCUCCUGCCCAACACGACGAGGCUGAAGCCGUAUCCUGUCGGGGUCUACCGUAGACCCAAGAAGCCCGUCCUGCAGGAUGAGCAUGUGGUCGCCGAGCCUCCUCCCAAGCCUCCUCCUCUCAAGAAGAUCCCAAACUUCGACUACACCUCCUCCACCUCCAUCCCCAGCAGGCCCAUACAGCCCCCGCUAGACAUGCUCAUGCACCGCGUGAUGGGCGAGGCGCCAAUCUUCAUCACCGACUUCUCGGGAACGAUGACGGGGGAGAGGCAGAGACAGCUCAAGGAGCUCGUCGCCUGCUUGCUCCGUCCGCUUGGCCCCGUUCGGAGGAGGACGCGGAU